GGCUGCUCCGAGGCUCCCAGCCCAUGGGCCCACAACAAGAAGCCAUCUCAGACUCUCUCUCACGCGUGGCAGUAUGCCGGGUUUGCAUCCACUUCCCUGACCUUGUGAAGAGCGACACGACAUGCCGCGUGGGCGAUGGACGGGAGAGCACAGAACUCUAGAGCCUGGAGGAGAAAAGAUUCCCCUGCACUAGGUCGGGAAGAGACUCACUGGAAAAGUCCACAAUUCCUAGAGCUGCAGAGUGCUGCGAUGCUGACGGGGAUGGCACGGAAGAACACAUCCGAGAUCGUUGUGAGUCGAACUGCUUGGGAGCGGGCUUUUCCUCAAAAUUGUAGUUUUGUAAAACUGGAUAAUUAAAUUCUACCGCGCAUAUGAACACCGUUUCCUUUUGAAACGCAUAGCGUGCAUUGCGCAGAUGGGCCGCUUCCUUGGUGACUAAACUUGCUGAAAUCACGGAAAUUGAGGGGAGGGGAGAGGACGAGUGUGGGGAUGGUGGGACAGCAGGGCUGGCUAUGAAUUCGCUACCUGGUUUUUUUGCAUGUGGUUGUAGCUCGUUGAGGAGGCGGAGGAGACCAAGGUCACUCUCCACGUUGGGUACGGAGGGUGAAUGUUUGGUGGGGUGGUUGAAUUUGCAGUUUGUCUGCUUCUUUUCCUCGAAUUCUAUCUGACUAUAUGGAGAACUCAGUACUUGAAUCUGGUCGUCGUGUUUUCCUUUCGGUUUUUACCCUGUCCGCGUUGCCCGUCUCAGGUUUUUUUUGCUGAAUUCUACAGCACAUGCUCUGUCAUCUCAUAUGCACUUGUACCUGAGUUGGUCCUUUCUAGUCUCGACCCUGCUCUGCAUCCAUGACCAACACCUUCUAUUAUGACUGUUCCAAGGUUGAGCGGGCAAUGAGAGGGCUAAGAUAUCAAUAUCGAAAAACUUGCUUAGAUACUUGUCCUUAAGAUUUCCAUGUCGGGUGGAUUUCAGUAGUUCUCGUACAAAAUAAUCAUAGCACAUUCACGCUUAAUGUUUAUACGCACAACGCCUAAAAUACAUGAUACCUCCAAGUCGCUGUUCAUGAGUUCAUCUACUGUGAAUGAUGGAGCUAGAGUUAGCAACUGAGCGAAGCAAACAACAAUGUGAUGUGGGCGUAAGUUCUUACGCUGCCGAAGAAAGCAUAUUUAGCUUGCCCUCUGACAACAUCCCCAUAUGUUUGUCCUCAAUAGUUCCACAGCGUAAACGAUGAAGGCUUCAAGCGUCGCAUUAAUGUAUCUCGUCCAUUUUCGUUAUCAGCUUCGAUAGGAGUCGGUGGUUUAUGUGCUUCAUUUGGAUGUAUAGUAAGGGUUUAGGUCUUAGGGUUCUUAGUAAGGGGUUUUCGUCUUGUUCGUGAUUACAAGACUACGGUUGUUUCAAGCUCGGGGCGAUUGGCCAAAUUCAAGUGUG
Messenger RNA from Marchantia polymorpha subsp. ruderalis, 1423 nucleotides. NCBI's taxonomy places the organism in Eukaryota, Viridiplantae, Streptophyta, Marchantiopsida, Marchantiales, Marchantiaceae. The record is from the annotation of a GenBank genome assembly.